This is a messenger RNA of Symbiodinium sp. CCMP2456, 8001 nucleotides long. NCBI's taxonomy places the organism in Eukaryota, Dinophyceae, Suessiales, Symbiodiniaceae. The record is from the annotation of a GenBank genome assembly.
AUGCGCCCCGCCACAAACGCAUCAAGUAUGGUACGGAAGAGCAAGAAUAAAGGUGCCCCAGCAGACGCAGCCGAGGCAUCUGCCGCCUCAAAGCCGGAGGCACUAAAAAGCACAUCAUCGAGGCGCGCAGCCUCGCCCUCUCGUCCGCCUGCAAAGGCCGACGCUGGGAGACAAAGUAGCAUGCAAGAGGUCUUGAAGCGGCAACGCCGUGUCAAGGAUCACAAGGAGGAGGCGGUGGUCAUCGAAUCUGAGGAGGAAGGCGCGGCAACGUCGUCGAGGCGGGAGCUCCUCACUCCGAAGUCACAUUCCCGGCCGGCUUCGAAAAUGGCAUCUCCCAUGCCCGAUGCAUCUUCGCCAGAGGAGCCUACCCCGAAGCGCUCGAGAAUCACUACGAAGACCAGCAAGAAGACUGUCGAGCAGAUCUACCAGAAGAAAACGCAGCUGGAACACAUCCUUCUACGGCCUGACAGCUAUGUGGGCUCUGUCGAGCGGCAGCAGCUCGAGCUGUGGACUCUUCCUGGAGGGAGCAGCAGCAGUGGCUCUGCUCCCAGGAUGGUGCGGAGGAAGGUGGACUACGUGCCCGCUCUCUACAAGAUAUUCGAUGAGAUUCUCGUGAAUGCCGCGGACAACUUGAUUCGGGAUCCAUCCAUGAACACCAUCAAGGUUGACAUAAACAAGAAACAGUCGCGCAUCUCGAUCUGGAACAAUGGCAGGGGACUUCCGGUUCAGGUGCACAAGGAACACCGUUGCUAUGUGCCGACAUUAGUUUUCGGCCACCUGCUGACCAGCGACAACUACGACGACAGUGAGAAGAAAGUCGUUGGUGGUCGGAAUGGCUAUGGAGCCAAGCUCACCAACAUCUAUUCCAAGAGGUUCAUCGUCGAGACUGCUGAUUCCGGAAGCCGCAGCAAGUAUCGGCAGCAGUGGGGCAACAACAUGAGGCAGGCGGACGAGCCAGAGAUCGUACCGUAUAAGGGGAAGGACUUCACAGCAGUAACCUUCGAGCCGGAUUUGCAGCGGUUCGGCAUGACCCACUUGGAGGACGACAUCGUGGCUUUGAUGGAGCGACGUGCGUACGAUGUCGCUGCUUCGACGCGAGGACGCUGUGAGGUCUUCCUGAACGGGCAGUGCUUGGAGGUGGAUUCCUUCGAGGAUUACGUCAGUCUCUUCCUAGACCCCGAUGAUUUCCGAAUCAGCGAGGUCUGCAACGACAGAUGGGAGGUGGCUAUCGCCUUGACAGACGGCAGCGGCUUCCGGCAAGUCAGCUUCGUGAACUCCAUCUGCACCAGUCGAGGAGGCACGCACGUGAACUGUGUGGCGGAGCAGGUGGUUGCCGCAGUCAUGGAGGAGGUGGCCAAGGAGAAAGGGGCCAAGGGAACUCUGGCCGUGAAGCCACAGCACGUGAAGAAUCAUUUGUGGGUCUUCGUGAACUGCCUCGUUGAGAACCCGGCUUUUGAUUCGCAGACGAAGGAGACGCUGACCACGAAGAAGGAGCGCUUCGGCUCAACGUGUGAGCUGUCUGAGGAUCUCCUUCAGGCUGUGUGCAGCAGUGGCAUUGUCGAGACAUUGCUGGAAUGGUCCAAAGCCUUGGGCAAAAGUGAGUUGGCACGGCAUCUCAACAAGAGCGUCAUGCCGGCUUUGAUCUUGGGUGUACGAUGGCUGAGAACAGUUUGUGUAAGUAGAGAGUGCCUUGGUGCACUCGGGACGGGCGGGCACGCCAAACUGCUAGUCUUCACCGUUGUCGGGAUCCAAGCUCUGUCCAGCCGACCGACAUCGCAGAAAAAGGGAGCCGACGAUGCCAACUUGAGCCGAGGUGGAGCAGCUUGCUGGCUGCAUCCACGGGUAAUGCAGGGCGGUGGCAAUAAUGCCAACAACAUCCGGAUGGGUGUACCCAACAUGAUGAUGGGCAUGGGCCAAGGCAUGCGAAUGCCCAUGGGAAUGCCCAUGAUGGGCAUGCCCAUGAUGGGCAUGAUGGGCAUGCCUGCCAUGAAUCCCAUGAUGGCCAUGCCGAUGAACCCCAUGAUGGGCAUGGGCAUGAACGCCGGCAUGGGCGCCCAGACGCCGUCGCCGUCCGGACAAGGAGCCGACCGCAGUGCUGGGGUGAGUCCUGCAGCUAGCACGGCUGUGGUGCCGCCAAAGGUCGACACUCAGCCCAUACCAGUCAUACCGGAGCCUAAAGUCCUUCCACCGGGGCUCCCGCCGGGUGGGCUCCCGCCGGGUGUCGUGCACCGUGAGCGAAGCCGCAGUCGAGACGCCGUGCGGGUACCACCGAAGGCUGAGAUGGAGCCCGAGCCAGUUCGGGAGCCUACGCCUCCUCGAGAGAAGACGCCUCCCAGAUGUCAUCUUCACAACACCAAGAAGCCCAACACAAAAUGCAAGUUCUGCCAGAGAUGGGUUGCAAGUCAAAGCCAGGCCCAGCCCGAAUCUGACAAGGCUGACAAAGACGGUAGCAAGCACAAGGAAGACAAAUCCAAACCCAAGGAGGAGCAAAAGGAAGACGAGGAAGACUACUCCCGUCGGACUUUCAAGUGCAGUAGCUUGCUCAAGGACCAGAUCUUUGGCUCUAGCUACUUCAAGAGCCUUUUAGACAUCAGCGAUCUCGACCCCUUGACAGAAGAGAUCGCCAAGUACGCCGACACCCUCGACGUUUACAACUCUGGGAACAACGUGCAUCCUUCCUGCUUCAUUUGUCAGGUCUAUCGCCUCUUCACGCUCCCGCAGUCGGAAGACUUGGACGAGCUUUUGGCAGUUCUGGAUGCGAAUCCUUCUGCCAAGGUUCGCUGUGCCGCCUUCCUGUACGUCCGCUUUGUGGUACCUCCGCACAAGCUGUGGGACAAGCUAGACGAACACCUCUUUGACGACCAGGAGUUGAAGUAUGUUGAUGGCGACAAGCAGGUUACGACCACCAUUCGAGAGUAUGUGGAGAAUCUGCUGGUCAAGGACAGAUAUUACAACACUCCGCUGCCGAGAAUUCCAGUGAAGGUUCGGCAGCAUUUGGAGAAAGAGCUCGCUCCCCUCUCACAGUUUCGCAAGCGCAUGGCUGCGGUCCAGAGGGAACUGCCUCCAAAGAAGGUUGCCGGCACAGCCGUGGAAGUGUACGUAGAUGGCAACUGGCUACCCGGCCACAUCAAGAGCUACGUAGGCCAGCACAAGCGCAAAGUGAGUAUUCAACUUGACGAUGGCGCUGUGGUACAGUCCCACUUGGGAAAGGUUGUGCUGAGAGACGAGGAAGUAUCCGACAAAGACAAGGAGAAAGACAAGGACGACAAAGAAGAGAAAGAUGAGGCUGUGGUCGACGAGAAGAAGGAGGGCGAUGAAGAGGAGAAGACAAAGGACGAAGACCACGACCAGAGAAAGAAAAAGAAAGACAAGAAGGACGACCGGGACAGCAGUCGCAGUAGAAGUCGUAGCCGCAGCAGACAUCGUAGUCGUAGCCGCAGCCGCAGACGUCGCGGUAGCUCUCCAGAUUGGGCUCGCUACAAGGGCUCCAUGGAUCCCAGCGAGAUCGAGAGGCUGCGAGAAAAAGCGAGGGAAGAGGCAGUGGUUGGUGUGGGCAAGGCCUACUCCAAAAGACCAACUACCGUCGAGGGUGAGAUGUGGCGAGGAAGCGGGUCCGAAGGGCGCGUCUCCAUGCUCGGCGGCUCUCAUAGCUAUAGCUCGACCCGAUCUUCCGGCGCAAAGGGUCCCUCUGACACCGAGAUCAGGAGCAGGAUCUCACGUGAAGAGGAAGAGGAGCACAAGAGGCGAAUGCGAGAGAUCUAUGAGAAGUAUGGCUCUGAUCUGGGUCUUCAGAAGCGCCUCUUCGGAAUACCGAAGCUCGAGGAUGCGAACAAGGCCGGCACCAAGCAGUCUCGGGACUGCACCCUCAUCCUGACGGAAGGAGAUUCGGCCAAGGCUCUGGCAGUAGCCGGCUUGAGCAUCGUAGGCCGGGAUCACUACGGGGUGUUCCCACUCAGAGGAAAGCUUAGGAACGUCAGGGAACUGACAGAGAAGCAGAUGAUGGAUAACAAGGAGAUAGAGGCUCUGAUGAAGAUCAUGGCCUUCGACGUGUCGAAGAAGUACACGGACGCAAGCGGCUUGCGUUAUGGCUCCCUGAUGAUUAUGACGGACCAGGACUUCGACGGCUCCCACAUCAAGGGCCUUGUCAUCAACUUCAUAGAGCACUGGUUUCCUGGCCUCCUGCAGUGCGAAGGCUUUCUUCGCGAGUUCGUGACACCGAUUGUUAAGGUCAGCAGGGGUGAUGAGGUGGUCACCUUCUUCACGGUGGCUGAGUACGAAGCCUGGAAACGGGCUAACAACGGUGGCGCCGGGUGGGCUUGCAAGUACUACAAGGGGCUGGGAACCAGCACCUCCGCAGAGGCUCGGGAGUAUUUCUCUGACCUCGAGCAGCACGAGCUGACCUUCCUGGCGAGUGAGCAGGAUGCCGAGCUUUUUGACAUGGCCUUCAAUGCCAGGAAGGCUGAUGCUCGCAAGGAGUGGAUUGGCAACUGCUCUUCCGAAGUCUACGUCAACCAUUCCCAGCCGACUCUCUCCUACGAUGACUUCGUCAACAAGGAGCUGGUCCUUUGGGCCAAGUACGACGUGGAAAGGGCCAUCCCAAGCAUGGUGGACGGGCUGAAGCCAGGCCAGCGCAAGGUCCUCUUCGGAGCCUUCUUGAAAAAGCUCACAAAUGAGGUGAAGGUUGCCCAGCUCUCGGGUUUCGUGGCCGAGAAGAGUGCGUACCACCAUGGCGAGACGUCCCUUCAGGGAACAAUCAUCGGAAUGGCACAGCACUUCGUUGGGAGCAACAAUGUGAACCUUCUCCAGCCGUGUGGCCAGUUUGGAACACGCAACCAGGGUGGGAAGGACCACGCUGCUGCUCGAUACAUCUUCACGAAGUUAUCACCUGCUGCGAGAUGCAUCUUCCCUUCAGAGGAUGACCCAGUCCUUGAGUAUCAGUCCGAAGAGGGUCAGCGCAUUGAACCUCGAUGGUACUGUCCCGUGAUUCCGCUUGUCCUCGUAAACGGAUCAGAAGGCAUCGGUGUGGGUUGGAGCACAAGUGUGCCCAACUACAAUCCGCGGGACUUGAUCGCAAAUGUCCGGCGGCACCUGCGGGGUGAGCCUCUCGAGCCGCUGACCCCCUGGUAUCGUGGAUUCCGCGGCACUGUAGCUGCAACAGACAAGCCUGGGCGAUACGAGACCGUCGGAGUCGUGCAGAGGCACGGCUCGACACGGAUCGAAGUCACUGAGCUGCCAGUGAGGAAAUGGACCCAGGAUUACAAAGAGUGGAUAAUGGACCAGCUCCAGGCCGAUGACGGAAAGAGAGCCACGAUUUCGGAGUUCCGCGAGUACCAUACGGACAACACGGUUCACUUCAGCUUGGCCAUGCUUCCUGACAAGGUGGCUCUAGCCGAAGGGCGUGGCUUGGAGAAGUUCUUCCACUUGAAGUCCACAAUCUCGACUACGAACAUGCACCUCUUUGAUGCCAGUGGAAAGUUGAAGAAAUACGAAUCGCCCGAGGAGAUCUUGCAAGAUUUCGCGAAGGUUCGCCUGGAGCAGUACGGGAAGAGAAAAGAGUACUGCAUCGAAAAGCUUCAGAAGGAGGCGGCCACUCUGACCGACAAGGCAAAGUUCAUUCGCUUGGUGGUGGAUGGCGAGCUGGAGAUUGCAGACCGGGCUUCUCGAAAGGUGUGCAACGACAUGAAGCGCUUUGGACUGCGGACGAAGCAGGAGAUCGAGGCCGGUGUCGAAGAGAAACCCACUGCAGCUCGAAAUUCGCGGCGACUGCGGGUCGUGAUUGAUGUCACCGACACCGAUGUGGAUCUGGCAGGACCUCAAGGCUACGACUACUUGCUGAAGCUCAAGCUUUGGACCCUCACGGAGGAGCGCUUGGAAGCCUUGCAGCGGCAGCUGGCCUCAAAGCGCCAGGAGCUCGAGGACCUCAAGGCAACCAGCCUGGAGCAGCUGUGGGAGAUGGAUUUGGUCCGGCUGGAGGCCGCUUUGGACGUCGUGGAGGCCGAAGAGCGGAAGGAGCAGCAAGAGGCAGCACGGCUCAUGAAGAAGGCCGGCUACUUCGAGGAUGAUGCCUCUGUGAAUCGUCAGUGUGUUCUGGUCGUGAGUGAUGGCUUCUCUCAGAUCAAGCGCAUCCGCACGGACAAAUGGAAGGCUGUUCGCUGCGGUGGCGCCGGGAAGUCGAUUGCUGGUCACAAAAAGAAGAAGGCCAAGGAUGCUCCGGCAAGCGGGGACGAGGGAGAGGAAGAGGAGAUGGAAGCGGAUGGCGAUGAGGAGCUGCCGGAUGCGAUCAGCGCCGCCUUUGUGUGUCGGGAAUUCGACGCGCUUCUGGCCUUCACGCGCAAAGGAUAUGUUUUCCGGAUGCAGGCCCUGGACGUGCCCCUCAUGCACGGAAAGCGCCCGCCAGUGCCCAUUGCUGAGCUGGCACCGAAGUUGCCAGAAGACGAUUGCAUUGCCUCUGUCAUGGCUGUUCCCCACGGAGCUUUGAAAGACCAAGGCCACGAGUUCGCAGUGGCCGUUUCUUCCCACGGCUUUGCAAAGAAGAUCCCUCUAUCAAGCUUUCGCAGCUUGCAUGGGCAGAAGAACUGGAACCUCGCCUUCCCAUUGGAUGAGAAGAGUGGUGAUGAGCUUCGCUGGGUUCAUCGUGCCUCUGCGCAGGACCUCCUCGUGAUGACUGCCCAGUCUGGCUACACCUUGUGCUUCUCUUUGUCGGGCCUGCGUCCGACACGACUCAAGGCAAAGCCGCUCCCAGCAAUGAGACUGAAGGACGAGAAGGUUGGUGGCUGCGGCAUUGCCUCUGUCCCGGAGAGCACUCGUGACGAUGCAGCCAAGCCGGAGAAAGCCAGGAGGAUCAGUGGAUACAAUCUCUUCUGCAAGGAGUCUGGCAGCAACCUUGUGCAGGCUUCCGCAGCCUGGAAAUCGCUCAGCGAUUCGGAGAAGGAAGAGUGGCACGCAAAGGCCCGUGCAAUGAAUGGCCAGAAUCCGGGCCGUGAGGAGGCCCCUCCUCCGGCGACGACUGGGCAGCCAAGAAAGCGACAUGUGGCAGACGAUGAUGAUUCUGACAAUGAGGAGGAGGACGAGAGGCCUCAAAGCUCGAAGGAGGCCGAAGGUAACAGUGCUCUGCUCGGCAAGCUUCGGAAGCUGGUGUCCAGAGUCACGACAGGCCCUGAAGUUAUGCAACAGAAGAAUGCGAAGGCCGAUCCCGAGGAUGACGACGAAGAGGCGGACAUGGACGAUGUGAGGAGCAAUGUGCCCACUGAGGUAUCACCACAGUCUCCUCAGGCAUCGCCUCAGGGCCGCACGGGCACGGUCUCCGCCAGCAUGCAGGACUUCCUGGAGGCCCACAGCGUGCUCCUCGUCAGCGACGACGGAUUUGGCAAGCGGGUCCGUCUCUCUGACAUCAAGCUCUCAUCUCGAAACAAGACGGGGAAGCGGGUCAAGCUUCAGGGAGACGGGCACGUGGUGGCAGUGUGUGUCGUCCCCAGCGAUGAACUUCCUCAGCUUCCUCCCAAACCUCGGGAAGCAGCUAUCCUGUACAAGGAGUCCUGCGCAAAAGCCCGCACAGAGGCGGUGCAGGAAGCUGCAGCCAGAGGUCAGGAUCCGGAGCCGGAGAAGGAGGAGGCUCCUUUUGAGAGCCUCAGUGCCAAAAAGCAAAAGCCGUACUUUGAUCAGCAACACCGAGAUCAGCAGCACUUCGAGGCUGCACAGAAAGAGCGCCAGGUGGCCGAGAAGACUCUGAGACGGCUGGGCGAGGUGCUGCUCUGCACCUCAGGCGGCUCGGUGUUGCGCCUCCCAGUGAUGCGCGUCCGGGUGAUGAAGCCGAUGAAGCGGAGCCAGGGACGAUUGAUGAAAGUGCAACGUCCUGACACGCUGGUUUCAGCCUCACUGAUGUCAUCAGUUGACGAUGAGAAGGAUGGUGCGACUGUCGGUGAAGAGCAAGAGCAAGAUGCGGUGCAGGAGGUGGACGAGGACGAGGGCGAGGAGGAAGAGGAAGAAGAAGAUGAUGAGUAG